GGUCAAUCACCAGACAGCGGAAGCGAGCCGAUUGGCUGUGCUGGAGGUAAACAAAGAAGCGAGUGUUAGCGUCUCAGCGGGUUGAAGCUAAUCGUCACUGCGGGUGCGUGCAUGUUAAUGUCCCCACUGAAUUUUCCAGCACACCGUAGAGGGUGAACUCGAGGAGCAUGGCACCCAGACGGAAAUUUGAUUUCAAAUUCAAAGAGAGAGUUUUGCAGUAUGCGGAGACACAUUCGGGAGAGAAAACUGCGCGGCACUUUAACAUUGACACGAAAAGAAUCAGGGACUGGAGGAAACAGAAGGGCGAGCUGCUGUUAGCCGACAAGGGGAGAGCACGGCUAACUGGAGGCGGGAGGAAGAAAGUUAGCUUGGAGCUGGAGGAAAGGCUCUCAGAGUGGAUUUACUCAAUGUGGGACAAACAUAACAGAGUAUCGAGAAAUAUGAUCAAAAAGAAAGCGUUGGAGAUCUACCCUUCAGUGAGCGAUGGGGGCAAGAUGUUUGUGGCCAGCACGGGUUGGCUACAAAGAUUUCUAGAGCGCAACGACCUCUCACUUCGACGCCGCACCACCAUGAGCCAGGAAGACCCGAAUCUACUCACUGAGAAACUGGUUUCGUUUGUCGACUACGUUGGCAAGGCGGUCAGCUCUAAAGGGAUUUUAGAGGGGGACAUCAUUGCAAUGGACGAGGCUACAGUUGGGUUUGACGUGUUGUCCCCCACUGCUACAGACACACAAGGUGUGAAGAGCGUGGCUCCGAAAACCACGGGACACGAGAACAGCCAUCUCACCGUCGUCCUCGCCGCCAAGGCCGACGGCACCAAACUGAAGCCGUAUAUCGUCUUCAGAGGGGCUGCUGGGGAAGCGAAGGCGCCGCAGCAGCAGAUCUCCAGCGCCGUGAUUUCCACGUCUGUGAACGGCUGGAUGAACGACGCUCUCACCGCAGACUGGCUGCAGUCCGUGGUGGGAAAAUUCAACGCCACCCCGCGGCUCCUGGUGUGGGACUCGUACCGCUGCCACAUCGGCGCCGCCACCAAAGCUGAACUGAAACGUGGCUACAACAUCACGACGGCGGAGAUCCCGGGAGGCUGCACUAAAUAUGUCCAAGCCCCCGAUGUGAUGUGGAACCAGCCCUUCAAGCGGAGUCUGCAUGAUGCCUACGAUCAGUGGGCGGCGGGGGACGCAGAUAAGGAAUACACAGCCGCAGGGAAGCUAAAAGCCCCCGCCCGCCGCCUGCUGGUGGACUGGGUCGUCGCAGCCUGGGACAAACUGGACCAGGAUAUGAUCAGAGAGUCUUUCAAGGUUUGUGGACUGUCUGUGAAAAGUGACGGCAGCGAAGACGACCUCAUCCUCUGCUUCAGGGAGGGACAGCCCUGCGCCGCCGGGCGGGAGGCUCUCGCUCGGCGCCGACAGCAGAGCCGGGAGAACCGGUGCGAAGCAGCCCAGGAGGAGGAGGAGGAAGAUGAAGAGGAGCUAUUUAACAAUGAACUUGUUGUUCUUGAUGAUGAGGAGGAGGAGAACAAUGAUAAUGCCUCUGUAGAAGCAGCGAUGUCUGUCAUCAUACAAACUCGUGGCGAAGUGGGAGGCGGCGUCGCGGCUCACCUGCAGUGCCCCCUCUGCGGCCAUUUCUCCAAGAGCCACGCCCACCAGCUGUCCCACAUGGCGGCCUCUCACCCCGCCUGCCUGGACGGCGUGACGGUGGGUCGCCUCGGCAACAUCGUGAUGUACCAGAGCACCGCCCGGCUGUUCCACUGCUCCGACUGCUUCUACACCAGCCGAGACUUCACCAAGCUGUACAAACACAUCAUCUCCAAACACUGCAUGGACGAGAGGGAGGGGGGAGGAGGGGACGACGGGAGCGAGAAGGGGGAGGAGGAGGAGAAGGAGGGAGGGAAAGACCCUCUUAAAAGAAAGAGGAGCAGUGAGGCUGAGGAGGAGGAGGAAGGGGAGGGACACGAGGAAGAUGGCGCCUCCCAGAGGCCGGAGUCGGUUAAAGCAGGCGGCGAAGGGGAUGAAAGCGUGCUGAUGUUUGACGGCGCCGGUUACCGCUGCCUCAUCUGCGGCUGGAAGACCAAGCUGAAAGGUCUGGGCAUCAACCACGUGGUGAGGAAACACGACAUCCCCAAAGCGUACGCCGCCCAGGCCAUCCGACGGGACGCCGCCACCCCCAAACACACGCAGAGCAGCGGGGCGGAGGAGGAGGAGGAGGUGGGGUUGAGCGGAGAGCUGCUGAGGGAGGAGAUGGAGGCCACGGCCAAAGUGGUCCGCUUCACCUCCAACCGCUUCGUCUGCCUGAUCUGUGGCUGGAAGACCAAACUCAAAGGUUUUGCCAUCAGUCACGUGGUGCGCAGCCACGACGUCGAGCGUCCGUACGCCUGUAAAGAGUGCAAACGCUCCUUCUUCCUGCCCAGCCGGCUGCAGCAGCACAUCAGAGCGGCUCAUCGGCCCGGGCGCUACGCCUGCCCCUUCUGCUGCUUCAGGUCCCACUUCCUGGGCGGCUUCAGGAGGCACUGCAGCCGCUGCAACGCCCGGGAGGAGGAGGAGGGAGGAGGAGGAAGAGGUGGAGGAGGAGGAGGAGGAGGAGGAAGGCAAGGCGAGGAGGAGGACAAUGAGGAGGGGGAGCACGAGGAGAGGAAGGAGACGAGAGGGGGGAGGAAGAGGAGGAGAACAGGGAGGGUGAUCGUGGAGGAGGAUGAGGAGGACGACUGAAAGGAGGAAGGACUACACCCGUUUUGUGAUUUCCGGUGAUGAAAACUUUACAGUUAGUUUCUUUGUCGAGUCCACGUGAACUUUUUCAGUUCGACGUCAGUGAAUUCAAACAAAAUGAGGUUUUUUAAAUAAUUUAACGCUCGGAAACGUCCGGAGUCACAACCACUUUGGGUUUUUUCUGUAUUUUCUCUUUACUUUUCUUAAACUCUUCACACAUUACAACUACAUUUAACAAACUUUGACUUUAACUGCUGCUUCUUUUGCUCAGAGUUAGUUUGUGUUGCAGAGACGAAUCCUGAAAGUUUUCAGCUGCUUUAAAACGUCGAGGCUUUCGAUCCAGUCGAGUCGCAAACAGGUUCAUGUGAUCAGGUGAUCAACGAGACGCUUAUCAGCAAGAAAAGUCAGAAUUGUGUGUUUUGGUAUUUUUACACCUGUAGAACAUAAUAAUAAUAAUAAUAAUAAUAAUAAUAAUGUUUCCCCGAGAUGUUUCAAGUUUUACGAAAGAGCAGAAAAUGUAUUGAUUAUUACAGAUGAACUCAUUGAAACGUAUUGAUUUGUGAACGGUAUAUGUAGCAUACAGCGCUAUAAUAAAGGUUGAGUUACACUCCAAAAGAACAAGACAGCCACACCCGAAGGUGGAGGGAAAUAAAGUGUUUCCAUCCACCUGUUUUACGCACAUUUUCAAUUUGUGCGUAAAAUAAAAAUAAAAACCUGAAAUUAUUCCUAAAAA
Molecule: messenger RNA, 3435 nt
Organism: Siniperca chuatsi (mandarin fish)
Lineage: Eukaryota; Metazoa; Chordata; Actinopteri; Centrarchiformes; Sinipercidae
Exons: 4
Coding region: 168-2705 (845 amino acids)
Cellular component (GO): nucleus
Molecular function (GO): DNA binding
Source: RefSeq, a predicted model, not a curated record